AUGAGUGAGUCAAGUGAUGAAAAUGUCCGUUUGAUAAUACGGUGUGCGCUGCAAUCAUUCGAUGAUUUACGCAUAAGAUGUCUUUCGUCAUGGACUGUUCUUCAACUCAAAGAAAAGCUUGCCAUUGAUUGUCCUUCGAAACCGGAAGUUAAAAAACAGCGUCUGAUCUAUGCUGGACAUUGUUUGCAUGACGAUCAUACCCUUAAAUCAGUGUUUGAACUUCGACCAAUCGAUGAUGGAAAUAUUCACGUUAUACAUCUUGUUUGUCCUCCCAAAGACUUUAAUGCUCAUGUGGGAACAUCAGUGCUUAGAAGGCGUACUGCUGAUCACAUACAAGCAAGCUCAACUUCUUUGGGUACUGCAGCACAAGCACAAAAUCAUAAUGUUAACAACGGUGCCUUCCCACUUUACACAUAUCCUUUAUGGGCUAGCACUGCUACUCAACGAGGCUUUGCUACAUCACCACCAAUGCUUAUUUCUUCAAGUGCGCAAUUUCAAAGCGCGUAUCAAGCAUAUAUGGUUUCAUAUAAUAAUUAUAUGUAUCAGAUGAUGUCUGCGUUGGAAAACAGUUCCAGUGGUAUUCAGUUUCCAUCUCACUUCCUAUUGAACAGUCAGCAGGCGGUACUACACCCAGAGCAAGCUAAUCAACCACAAGGAGCUUUUGCUGCCGAACCAAAUUUGGCUGCAGCUCCUGCUGCGGGUGGUAUAGUUCAAGAAGCAGUGGCUGGUGAUGUAGAUGGCCAGCAGCGGGAUUUUCUGGAUGUCAUUUAUAAGGCAAUACGAAUGUGCUUCCUGAUAAUGCUGGUUUAUGUGUAUUCAUCUGCGGAACGAUUUUUUGGUGUACUGGUAUUUGUCUUGCUAGUUUGGUUCAUACAAGCAAGGCGUGAUCGAAAUAUUCGUGAAAGAGCGGAUAGAGAAGUUGCCGUAGCCGUUGAUAAUGUUCGCCAACCGCAACAGGCCAAUAUGAGCCAAGAAGAUCAUGGUGCACAAGAAAACACAAACGAAACAAUGACGGCAGGAAUUGAUGAGGAAGAACCACGAGAACCGACCGCAUGGGUCGUUUUCUGGAGUACUUGCUACACGUUUAUCACAUCGUUUUUCUCAUCACUUAUUCCAGACAACCCACUGCCUGUUAAUAUUAAUUAG
This is a messenger RNA of Cercopithifilaria johnstoni, 1146 nucleotides long. Lineage: Eukaryota; Metazoa; Nematoda; Chromadorea; Rhabditida; Onchocercidae. The record is from the annotation of a GenBank genome assembly.